UACAGUCCAAUAAAGCAAUUGAAGAAAAAAAAAAAAAAAAAAAAAAAAAAAAGCAGGAGGCAGUAGCGGAUUGUGCCGGAGGCCCGGGGCUCGGAGCAGUGCACAUUGCUGGGAUGUUUUCCUAGGAGGCAGCCUUCCUUUGUGUACUGAGGAGAAGGGGGAGAACUGUCCGCACAGCACAGCCCGGGGGUGUAGCAUGUAAUGCCCCGCUGCCAUCCCGGGCAAGUCCGAGUGAAGAAGUAAAGUUGUGUCCCGGCUGAGGAGACCGCACGGUGCGAGAUGCCAGCCCUGCCAGCAUCUGCCGCACACCAAUAGCUACAGGCGGGAGCUCGCCCUCCAGCCCCGGAGAGUAUGGGAAACGGUAUGUGCUCCAGAAGGCAGAAGAGGAUCUUCCAGGCUCUCGCCUUUCUAGCUGUGGCCAUUGCAUUCGUCUAUGGAGCCCUGGUGAACUAUGAGUUACAGAAGCAGCUGAAGAAAGCCGAUGCCUUGGCACUGAAGUACCAGCAGCACCAGGAGUCCCUGUCUGCACAGCUGCAAGUGGUAUAUGAACAUCGCUCAAGACUGGAAAAAUCUUUACAAAAGGAAAGACUUGAACUUAAGAAAGCAAGAGAAGAUCAUCUUGUUUAUAAACUAGAAGCACAAGAAACGCUGAAUAAAGGAAGGCAAGAUUCCAAUACUAGAUAUAAUGCACUCAGUGUGCAGCACCAAAUGCUAAAGAGUCAGCAUGAAGAAUUAAGGAGGCAGCACAGUGAGCUGCAGUCAGAGCAUGAGAAACUGGGAGAAGAUCUAACUAAAACCUUUAGUGACCAUAAAGAAAAAUAUAUACGAUUGCAGCAAGAUAAGGAACAAGAGGUGUCAAAGCUUAAAGAAGGCAUCUAUAACCUGAGAGAAGAGAACAAGCAGCUGAGGAAAGCCCACCAAGAUGUUCACACCCAGCUACAAGAUGUCAAGCAACAGCAUAAGAACUUGCUCUCCCAAUAUGAACAAGUUGCAAUGAGCCUGGAUCACCACAAGAGUGCACUGGCUGCCUCACAGAAACAAGUAGAAGACUUUUUGCAACUUAAAAAUGCUCUGAAUAAAGUGUCAAGUCUUCAGCAGCAACCAGGAAAAAGCACGCCACCCUCAGUGCCUAGAAUAGGACCAUCCAUUUCAGCCCUGCACGGACAUAUCACAGGACAGCAGGUUGUAGAUAACAAUAAGUCACCACUGAUAAAUAUUCAGGCUCAGCAUGAGGCUGGACAUGAAGACACAGUCGCACCGAGCGAGGCUGCUAAUGAAGAGGGUGAACGUCAGGACACAGAGAGGACUGAACUUCACAAGGCAGAUGAAGACACUGGCCCUCCUCUGGAAGCUGGUCCAGCCACAGAGCAUCCUGUGGAGGUUGAAGAGGAACAUAAAAAAGAGCUGGAGGAAGAAGAGAUGGAGCAAGUUGGAAAGCCAGAACGCUUGGUGGAGGAGCAAGAUCAAUUGCAGGAGGAACAAGACCAGCACAGGCAGGCAGAAGAUGAUCAGAGACCUGUAGGACAUGAAGAAGAAGAAGAAGGAGAGGGGGAGGACAACUUUCUGCAUGAACAGGAUCAUGCUGAGAGAGAUCAGACCCCUAAGCCUCAACUGAAGUAUAAAUCUGUCUAUGAGGAGCAGUUGAAGCAGCAGAAACUAGCAGCCAAACAAGAGGAACAAGGCAGACAUCUCCACGAGCAACAGGAGUCUCUGCAGCAGCACAGGCUACAAGGACAUAUUCUACGACAGCAGCAGAUACAUAAUAAUAAAAUGGAGAUGGAGAGGCAGAAUAAAUACAAAGAGGGGCAGAUUGCAGAGAAGCUAAGAAAACAAGCUCAGUAUGAUAAUAUGGAUAAUGAUAUUGUACAAGGAGAGGAAGAGCAGCGUUUGCAGGAAGAAGCUGGAGCAUAUGAAAGGGAAAAUCACCAAGAAGAAGCUGAAGAAGAAGGUGACACAGCCAAAAAUGCAAAUGAAGAGCCAGCUACGGACCUACAAACUAUGAGCAGGGAACAAGCCGAGGCGGCUGCAGAGGAUGUUAAUCCUGCAGAUGAUCCCAAUAACCAAGGGGAAGAUGAAUUUGAAGAGGCAGAACAAGAACGGGAGGAGAACUUACCAGAUGAGAAUGAGGAGCAGAAGCAGCAGGACCAGGCACAAAAACAAGAACAUUUAGUGAUGGCUGGAAAUCCUGACCAGCAAGAGGAUAAUGUAGAUGAACAGUAUCAAGAAGAAGGAGAAGAAGAGGUUCAGGAAGAUCUAACGGAGGAAAGAAAACGAGAAAACAAUGCAGAGGAACUUUAUGGGGAAAAUGAAGAAAAUGCUGGAAGAAAACAGAUUGGGGUAGAAAGGGAACAUGAAGCUCCCCAAAAAGUUAAUGGCGAUAACCAUGAUGAAAAUUAUGAAGAAGAGGAAGAAGAAGAAGAAGAAGAAGGAGACGGAGCAGCAGGAGCAAAAAAUAAGAGGCGAGCCGAGAUGUAAUGCUCUAAAGGACUCUAGAACACCAUGUCCCAUUGCAGAUUCCAAGCUGGCCUUUUUAUGUUGUAUUCUUUUUGUAUUAGAAUCUGACACAUUUAUAUAAAGCUGUAUUUUAUUAUAUGAUGCUUCUUUUAUUAACUUAAAGCUUUAGCAAAUAUUUCAUAAUGCACAACCGUUUAAAAACAACGUCGAGCAGCUUUCUUGUGAUUGGAGUACUAAUACUUACAGUAUUAUGUUCUCCUAUACACAAGAGCAUGGUGGUACUACGUAUUACCAUUACUUAGACCAUGUCACGCACCUUGUUUUAGGGCAGAAGAAUUAUAGAUAUUGUGCCUUAUAUCCCUUUUUAUGAGAGGGAAUUCAGACAGUUUCCUGCUAUAUUUAAUAUUUAAUGUAUGCGGUAAUCAAGGUAAUGUAACCCUUUGGCAGUGAUUGCGACAUCUAGAGAAACUAUUUUGGUUUAAAAUGGCUGAAAGGGAACCUGUCACAUUGAUCAUUUAUUCUUGUCUGCCAGAAUCAUCAUUGUAGAGCAAGAAGAGAUGAGCAGAUUGAUAUACAAUGUUGUGGGAAAAGAUGUGUGCCAUUUGUAUUUUAUAUAUCUAAAUCUCAGCUGAUUCUGAGCUUAGGUGUCCUCAGGGCGGUCCUUAUUAGUGACAAACCGCUAUCUCUGUAUGCACACUCAUACAGAAAAGGAUAUCAGUCUUUGAGUGAGACUGCCAACUGGACUCCUAGUCAUAGAAAAAGCAGAGAUUUUAUUGAAUAAAUACUAGUACCGAAAGGGGUUCCACAAUUUAAAGAGUACCUAUCACCAUCUAAACUUUCCCUAAUCCCCCUCCCCAUCUGUCCCUGACUAACUCUGUCCCUGCAUUUAUUUUGCUUUAAAAACCCCUAAAAAUACCUCUUUUCUAUGCUCUCCAGUAGCUCAAUUCAACCGCACAAUGCACAGGAGGUUGUCAUAGCAACGGCAAGUCCAUGAAUGAGCAGAUAAGCAGUGCAUAUAUAAUUAGCCAUGUGGAAAGUGGAUAGAGGGGAGAGGAACUGAGAAAAAGAGAAGAGGGAAUGUAUCCUCUCUGUCUGCUCCCUGCUUGUGUAUGAGCUGAGUGCUCCCCCUCCCUCCUGCCUGUCUGACUGACAGGCUGGGAGCUGCACAGAGCAGAUUUCAGACUCACUCACUGAGUCCGAAAUGCUUGCUCACAGGAUUGCUUGGGAGACCACUAGUGGAGUUUUUAAAGUGAAAAAAACAUGAAAGGAGGAAUUUUUUUUAAAUAAAAGCAAUUAAAAAGUUAUUCAGUAGGGCUUUAUCUUUAAUAUAUAAAAAGUUUGUUUCAUGAAAGGUACACUUUAAAUAGACACUGUACUAUGAACAAACUUUGUAUAGAUACAUAUUCCAUGCGAAUAUAAAAAAAAAAAAAACUAUAUCUUACUAGACAAAGAUGUUUGUUUUAUUUCCUGUUAUAAAAUUCUCACCCCCCCCCCCUCCUUCUGCUGUAACCCCUUAAAGGAGCAGCUAUUUUUCAUUUGUGCACUUCCGCUUAUUUCUUUUCAUCUUCUUAUAGCCAUAACAAUUUUCAUUUUCAAGCUACAGACCUAUAUAAAGGUUUUUUUUUAUGCCACCAAUUGUACUUUGUAAUGAAAUCACUAAUUUUACCACAAAAGCUAACUAACAAAAAAAGCAAAAAUGACACAUUCUUUUAUUCUAUAGGUCCACACGAUUACAAAACCUAAUAAUUUAUAUAGGUUUUGUAUUACUUUUACUUAUUUUAAAUAUUUUAACAUUUUGUAUGAAACUUAGAUGCUUAAAAUUCUUCUGACCCCUAUAACGGGAAUGUAUGAGCACUCAUUUUUUUGCACCGUGAUCUGUAGUUUUUAAAAUACACUGUAGUUUUUAAAAUAAACUUGUAAAAUACCAUAAACAAGUUAUAUAAUGACCAAAAAUAGUGCUGCUUCUCAUGUACAAACCAAUUGCAGCUUAUUCUGAAAAGUCACCUGAAAUGACGGGUACACCUUAAUAUGAGAAGUCACUGCUGCCUGUGGGGGCAGGAAAAUAAUAGGCUAGACUUUCCCACCAGACAGGCUCCAGCAAAGACACUUUGAUCUACACUGGUCCUCAUGUUUACACACCCUGGUGACGUUUGUCCCACCUCUUCCAAUGAUGUUCCACACACUGAAGCUUCACUGAUCGUCGGAAAUGGAUUUGGGUUUAGAGAUGUCAUCAGAAGAGACCGGACAGCUCACAAUCAUCAUAAGCAAACUGAGAGACCAGAAUGGAUCAGUGCAUUGGUGCUGGAGCAUGUGAGGUGAGUACAGUGUAGUUUAUUGUUUUCUAGUCCAAGCAGGCGUGAUUUAUUAUCAUUUAUUAUUAUUAUAUUGUAGAACCCCGUUAACUUUGUAUACACUGUAAAUCAAUCUGCUCAGUUCUUCUUGCUCUGUAACCUGAUACUGGCAGAUGUGAUUGAAUAUUUAAUGUGAUACAUUCCCUCACAAUGAGGAUAAAAUAAUGAAGAAGAAGAUGUAAAACGAGAAUUUUUUGAUGUUAUUGAUACCAACCAAUCCAUUUUCAGCUUCAAAUUUCUAACCUCAUUUUGACAAAUCACAUCUGUGUCCUAACUGGUUGUUGAUAAGCAAUUUGACCGUGUAGUAGGAGAUG
Molecule: messenger RNA, 5119 nt
Organism: Hyla sarda
Lineage: Eukaryota; Metazoa; Chordata; Amphibia; Anura; Hylidae
Gene: GOLIM4
Product: golgi integral membrane protein 4
Exons: 16
Coding region: 352-2475 (707 amino acids)
Cellular component (GO): Golgi membrane; Golgi apparatus
Source: RefSeq, a predicted model, not a curated record